Molecule: messenger RNA, 1104 nt
Organism: Auanema sp. JU1783
Lineage: Eukaryota; Metazoa; Nematoda; Chromadorea; Rhabditida; Rhabditidae
Source: the annotation of a GenBank genome assembly
AUGAAAGGCGAUCCACUCGUCAUGGACGAGGAACUCGUAGCUGAAAUGGAAACAUUUCGAAGAUCUGCUUUUGGAGCCGUUGUGUUGUCUACUGUGACCGUUUUAGGAUGUAUUAUUCUAAUUCCAUUAGCUUAUCAGCGAAUCCAGCAUUUACAUACCAACUUAUUAGACGAUGUUCAUUUCUGUCAAAUGCGUAAUCGAGAUCUUUGGGCAAAUGUUUUCAAAGAUGACCAUUCGCGAAAUAAGCGUGAUGCCUCUGGACAUUCUGAGCUGCCAGAGGGAAAAUGGUUGUUUGGACAUUUCAUAACUUCCAAGCCAAAUCGCAAUCGUCGUCAAGAUGGGAAAUAUCCAGCACCAGAAACUGGUGGAAAUUCUUAUCCUGCCGAAGGAGGAGCCAGUAAUAGUUAUCCUGCCCCUGAAGCUGCUGCGGAGGCUUACCCAGCUCCCGCUCCCUCUAGCUAUCCCGCUCCCGAAGUUGCGGCCGAAGAGAAUAUGUGCUGUGGCUGUAGCGUAGGACCUUCUGGUCCUCCUGGAGAUGCUGGAUUAGAUGGAGAGGAUGGGAAAGAUGGGAAUCCUGGAAAUGAUGGAAAUCCUGGCCAAGAUGUUGGAUCAGGUGGAGCUGAUGGGUAUUCUGAAGCGGUUUCCACUCCUGUUUGUGUUCGUGAAUGCCCUUCCGGACCACCCGGACCACCUGGUAGUCCUGGAGAAAAAGGUCCUCGCGGUUAUCCAGGAGAUACUGGUGAGCCUGGUUCUCAAGGAAAAGCUGGGGAGAAAGGUCCCCCUGGAAGAACAGGACCCCCAGGACCUCCAGGUUAUCCCGGACGUCAAGGAGAGAAAGGAGAUGAUGGAAAAAGUAUUCCGGGUGAUGCUCCUCCAGGUCCUCCAGGACGACCUGGCGAAAUGGGACCAGCUGGCCCUCCUGGACCACCUGGAGAAAAAGGAAAAGCAGGAGCUCCAGGACCCCCAGGACAACAGGGUGACCAAGGAAACCCCGGCCCCUAUGGUAAACCAGGACCUCCAGGUAGUGAAGGACCAGAAGGUUCAGCUGGAGCUAAAGGAGGAUGUGAUCAUUGUCCACCUCCAAGGACCCCUCCCGGUUAUUAA